CUCGGCUGGGCCCGUCGAUACAUUGCGGUUUGUCUAUCUUGUCUUUUCAACAAGUUCCCCUGCCGGAUUACGUCCACGGGUAGGGAUAAGUGCUGCUCUCCGUGCAUGACGACGACAACAUCUGAGUGCCCGCCAUGUGGAGAUCUGCACUUCCCUGCCCACCGUCCACGAUCUUCUUGGUUGACCCCACAGGCACAGACCGAGAUACCCUUCCUCUUCUUGCUUGUCACCCUCGCGUCGGCACACCUCGGAGCGAGUAUGGACUCAUAUCGCCCCUGCCCACACGCCCGCCCAGGAACACGCCCGCCCUCGUGAUAACCACAAUGUAACGUGCCGUUUGUUCAUAAAAGACAUGCUAUCUCCCAGCCGAUCCCCCGCCGGCAGCAGUGGUCCCUUGUUGCAAGGCACCAGUCUCCUCGGCCUCACCUUCUCUCCUCGAACGGCUCGCUUCCUGACCAGCCCGCCGUCGCCAUCAUGAAGUCCAUCUCUGCCCUCGCCGGGCUCGUCAGCCUGGCGGUCGCCCAGUCGUGGCCAAACACGCCCUUCACCUCUUCGGGCCGUGACAUCCUCGACGCCUCUGGGAACGUCGUCACUUUCGCCGGCGCCAACUGGCCCGGUGCGGCAGACGUCAUGAUCCCGGAGGGCCUGCAGUACCAGAGCGUGUCCUACAUCGUCUCGAAGCUCAAGGAGAUCGGCAUGAACACGGUCCGGUUGACCUACGCCAUCCAGAUGAUUGACGAGAUCUACGACAACGGCGGAACCGACAUCCCCCUGUCCAAGGCGCUCACCCAGGCGCUGGGUGAGGCCAACGGCACGACCGUCUUCAACCAGAUCUUGGCCGCGAACCCAGACUUCAGUACCGAUAUCACUAGACUGGAGGUCUUCGACGCAGUAGCUGCUGAGCUCGCUGCCAACGAGAUCUACAUCGUCCUGGACAAUCACAUGUCCCAGGGAGCGUGGUGCUGCAACACGGAGGACGGAAACUCGUGGUGGGGAGACACAUAUUUCUCACCGGCCAACUGGACCCGAGGACUGGCCUACAUGGCGGAUCACGCCAGCUCAUGGACCGCCUUGACCUCACUCUCCCUCCGCAACGAGGUCCGCCGGCCCGACAACAACGCCACCCUGCAGGAGACGUACAACUGGCAGACCUGGUACAAGAACGUCAAGGACGGCGCGGCCGCCGUCAACGCCGCCAACCCGGACCCGCUCAUCAUCCUGUCGGGCCUCGACUUCGACACCUUCCUGACGCCCGUCGUGCGCCGCACCGCCCUCACCCCCGGCACCGAGAUCUUCUCCCGCGACGACUUCGCCGCCGACAAGCUCGUCCUCGAGCUGCACACCUACGCCAACAACGUCGCCAACUGCGACUCCUUCGAGACGAGCCUGUACAACAACGGGUUCCAGACCCUCAACAUGACCGCCGACGUCGAGCACUUCCCGCUGCUGCUGACCGAGUGGGGCUUCGCGCAGGACGGCUCCACCUACCUCAAGCCGUACACGCAGUGCCUUGCGGAGUACCUCCCUGCGCAGAAGGCCGGCUGGAUCAUCUGGGUCCUUGCCGGCAGCUAUUACAUCCGCACCGGCACGCAGGACUUUGAGGAGACCUGGGGGCUUCUGUCGCACGACUGGAGCGACUGGCGCGACCCGCUGUUUGUCAACAGCACCUUGGCACCCAUGGUUGAGAACACCCUCUCGUGAGAAGUCCCU
Messenger RNA from Diaporthe batatas, 1710 nucleotides. RefSeq lists its product as uncharacterized. Lineage: Eukaryota; Fungi; Ascomycota; Sordariomycetes; Diaporthales; Diaporthaceae. The transcript has 3 exons. Bases 475 to 1701 code for a protein of 408 amino acids. The record is from RefSeq and is a predicted model, not a curated record. Gene Ontology annotation, molecular function: hydrolase activity, hydrolyzing O-glycosyl compounds.